GAAGGACACGGGGAACGCAACAUGGCUGUGGUCAUUGCCUCAUUGGAGUGAACCGGUGGUGGGCAGUGCGGAGUGCCAGCCCAGCCAGCAGUAACCGCCGAAGCAACCGGUGAGGAGGGAGGGGAGGGGCUGGCCGCAUCCACUCUCCCCUUCCACUUGCAGGCAUUGCCUGUUCUCCACUCCAGUUCCCAGCUCCGCAGCUCGAGGACGGAACGGAGGGAGAUAGGGCCAGGGGAAGGGACGGAGAGCCCCGUCUCCAAUUCACAACACUGCCACGGCCGGAGCCGGAGGAGGAAGGCGCCAGCCGUAGUCCACAGGCAACGCAAGGGAAUGCCACUGUUCUAGUCUCGCUCUCGCAGAUCUGCUCCGCCGCGCCCUGUUCACCGGGAAUUCUGGAGCUGAGGGCGCAGGUUCGAGCAGAAGCUCGGAGCAUGGCCAUGGCCGAGGGGGAGAAGCACCAUGCCCGGUGCCGGUGGUAGGUAGGGCUCUCUGAUAUCGCAGGCCUUUCACGCGGCCCGGCCCAAAGGCUUCCCGUCCGUACCGUCGGCUAGCCGAGGACGGAAACCGAGAUCGGGUGAUUGCUUGACUCGGGAGCUGAGCCGAGGUCGCAAUGGCGUCGUGGGACAACCUCGGAGAGCUCUCCAACAUCGCGCAGCUCACGGGGCUGGACGCCGUCAAGCUCAUUUCCCUCAUCGUCAGGGCGGCGUCCACGGCGCGGCUGCACAAGCGCAACUGCCGCCGCUUCGCGCAGCACCUCAAGCUCAUCGGCGGCCUGCUGGAGCAGCUCCGCGUGUCGGAGCUCAGGAAGUACCCGGAGACGCGGGAGCCGCUGGAGCAGCUCGAGGACGCGCUCCGCCGGGGCUACCUGCUCGUCAACUCCUGCCAGGACCGCUCCUACCUCUACCUCCUCGCCAUGGGCUGGAACAUCGUCUACCAGUUCCGCAAGGCGCAGAGCGAGAUCGACAAUUACCUCCGCCUCGUCCCGCUCAUCACGCUCGUCGACAAUGCCCGCAUUCGGGAUCGGCUUGAGUAUAUUGAGAGGGACCAAUGUGAAUAUUCCUUUGACGAGGAAGACAAGAAAGUGCAAGAUGCUCUUUUGAAUCCUGACCCUUGCUCGAAUCCUACAAUUGUGCUCAAGAAGACUCUCUCAUGUUCCUAUCCAAACUUGCCUUUCAAUGAGGCCCUCCGAAAGGAAAGUGAGAAGCUUCAGGUUGAACUUCAAAGGUCACAGAGCAACAUGGAUCUGGGUUCGUGUGAGGUUAUCCAACACCUGCUUGGAGUAACCAAAACUGUGGAAUCUACAAUUCCAGAGAAAGAAACAAAUGUUAAAGCUCCAGAAAAGAAGGGUUCAAACUACAGUGAAUCCAAAGGAGAGACUGCAAAAUCGUUUGAUGAUGAUGACGACUAUCCUAAGAAGCAAAACGAUGACUAUCCUAAGAAGCAAAAGGAAACCUGCAGCACACAACGAUGCUCUUCACAAGUUCCAUAUGGUCAUGAUCUUGUCUCAAGUAGAGGAUCGUACAGCGAUGAAUGGCAUGCAGAUUUACUUGGCUGCUGUUCAGAACCGGCUUUGUGUUUGAAGACCUUGUUCUUCCCCUGUGGAACCUUCUCGAGAAUUGCUUCAAUCGCCAAGGACAGGCCAAUGUCUUCUGGGGAGGCUUGCAAUGAUAUUAUGGCGUACUCCCUAAUAUUGUCCUGCUGCUGUUAUACAUGCUGUGUAAGGAGAAAGCUUCGUCAAAAGUUGGACAUUGCGGGAGGCUGCUGUGACGACUUCCUUUCACAUCUGCUGUGUUGUUGCUGCGCGCUUGUUCAAGAAUGGCGGGAAGUUGAGAUUCGCGGAGCUUAUAGCGAAAAGACGAAGGUCACACCACCAGCAUGCCAGUAUAUGGAGCACUGAACAGCUGUAUGCCCGUACGGGUAGACCCGAACUUCUGUAAAGAUAUUAACAGAAUAUCUGAUAUCGUACUGCAAGAGCAGUGGUACUACACUGCUCCUGUGUAGUGUUUAUUCUUACUGUCUAUUGUUCGUCCUGGUCCUGGAACUUGCAUGUAUAUGUUGGGGCAUAGCACCAGAGUAUGUACUCUGUAAAAACACAUCAGUUACAGGCUGGUAGAGCCUAACAUCGCU
Molecule: messenger RNA, 2127 nt
Organism: Zea mays
Lineage: Eukaryota; Viridiplantae; Streptophyta; Magnoliopsida; Poales; Poaceae
Gene: CNR13
Product: Cell number regulator 13
Biological process (GO): cell surface receptor signaling pathway
Source: RefSeq, marked provisional